Messenger RNA from Macaca mulatta (Rhesus monkey), 7741 nucleotides. RefSeq names its product nucleoporin 93 (gene NUP93). NCBI's taxonomy places the organism in Eukaryota, Metazoa, Chordata, Mammalia, Primates, Cercopithecidae. The record is from RefSeq and is a predicted model, not a curated record. Gene Ontology annotation, cellular component: nuclear pore. Gene Ontology annotation, biological process: poly(A)+ mRNA export from nucleus; protein import into nucleus. Gene Ontology annotation, molecular function: structural constituent of nuclear pore.
CGCGUCCUCAAGCCGGCACCUGAGCGGCGGAGACGGCUGUAGUACAAGGAUCUGCAUCUCCAAUGGAUACUGAGGGGUUUGGUGAGCUCCUUCAGCAAGCUGAACAGCUUGCUGCUGAGACUGAGGGCAUCUCAGAGCUUCCCCAUGUGGAGCGGAACUUACAGGAGAUCCAGCAGGCGGGCGAGCGCCUGCGUUCCCGUACCCUCACACGCACGUCCCAGGAGACGGCAGAUGUCAAGGCGUCAGUUCUACUUGGGUCUCGGGGACUUGACAUAUCCCACAUCUCCCAGCGAUUGGAGAGUCUGAGUGCAGCCACCACCUUUGAGCCUCUUGAGCCCGUGAAGGACACUGACAUUCAGGGCUUUCUGAAGAAUGAGAAGGACAAUGCCCUGCUGUCUGCCAUUGAAGAGUCCCGGAAGAGGACCUUCGGCAUGGCUGAGGAGUACCAUCGAGAGUCAAUGUUGGUCGAGUGGGAGCAAGUGAAACAGCGAAUUCUGCACACACUGCUGGCGUCAGGAGAAGACGCCCUCGACUUUACUCAAGAAAGCGAGCCAAGCUACAUCAGUGACGUGGGACCCCCUGGUCGAAGCUCUCUGGAUAGCAUUGAGAUGGCCUAUGCGCGGCAGAUUUAUAUCUAUAAUGAGAAAAUUGUAAACGGACACCUGCAGCCUAACCUGGUGGACCUUUGUUCUUCCGUCGCAGAGCUGGAUGAUAAGAGCAUUUCUGACAUGUGGACCAUGGUAAAACAAAUGACAGACGUGUUGUUGACACCGGCAACUGAUGCCCUGAAGAACCGCAGCAGCGUGGAAGUGCGCAUGGAGUUUGUCAGGCAGGCCUUGGCGUACCUUGAGCAGAGUUAUAAGAAUUACACCCUUGUGACUGUCUUUGGAAAUUUGCAUCAGGCCCAGCUGGGAGGGGUGCCUGGGACUUACCAAUUGGUUCGAAGUUUCCUGAACAUUAAACUUCCAGCUCCCUUGCCUGGACUACAGGAUGGAGAGGUAGAAGGCCAUCCUGUGUGGGCACUAAUUUACUACUGCAUGCGCUGUGGAGACCUGCUUGCCGCUUCACAGGUAGUUAAUCGAGCCCAGCACCAGCUGGGAGAGUUUAAAACCUGGUUCCAGGAGUACAUGAACAGCAAGGACAGAAGAUUGUCCCCAGCUACAGAAAACAAGCUCCGGCUGCAUUACCGCAGAGCCCUCAGGAACAAUACAGAUCCCUACAAGCGGGCCGUGUACUGUAUCAUUGGCAGAUGUGACGUCACCGACAACCAGAGUGAAGUGGCAGACAAAACUGAGGAUUACCUGUGGCUGAAGUUGAACCAAGUGUGUUUUGACGACGAUGGCACCAGCUCCCCACAAGACAGGCUGACUCUCUCACAGUUCCAGAAACAGUUGUUGGAAGACUACGGCGAGUCCCACUUUACGGUGAACCAGCAACCCUUCCUCUACUUCCAAGUCCUGUUCCUGACAGCGCAGUUUGAAGCAGCAAUUGCCUUUCUUUUCCGCAUGGAGCGGCUGCGCUGCCAUGCUGUCCAUGUAGCACUGGUGCUGUUUGAGCUGAAGUUGCUUUUAAAGUCCUCCGGACAGAGUGCUCAGCUCCUCAGCCACGAGCCUGGUGACCCUCCUUGCAUGCGGCGGCUGAACUUUGUGCGACUCCUCAUGCUGUACACCCGGAAGUUUGAGUCCACGGACCCAAGGGAGGCCCUCCAGUACUUCUAUUUCCUCAGGGAUGAGAAAGAUAGUCAAGGAGAAAACAUGUUUCUGCGCUGUGUGAGUGAGCUUGUGAUUGAAAGCCGAGAGUUUGAUAUGAUUCUUGGGAAACUAGAGAAUGACGGAAGUAGAAAGCCUGGAGUCAUAGAUAAGUUUACUAGUGACACAAAGCCUAUUAUCAACAAAGUUGCUUCCGUGGCAGAAAAUAAAGGACUGUUUGAAGAGGCAGCAAAGCUGUAUGACCUUGCCAAGAAUGCUGACAAGGUACUGGAACUGAUGAACAAACUGCUGAGCCCUGUCGUCCCCCAGAUCAGUGCCCCGCAGUCCAACAAGGAGAGGCUGAAGAACAUGGCACUCUCCAUUGCUGAACGGUAUAGGGCUCAAGGAAUAAGUGCAAAUAAAUUUGUGGACUCCACGUUCUAUCUUCUUUUGGACUUGAUCACCUUUUUUGACGAGUAUCAUAGUGGUCAUAUUGAUAGAGCUUUUGAUAUAAUUGAGCGCUUGAAGCUGGUGCCCCUGAAUCAGGAAAGUGUGGAAGAGAGAGUGGCUGCCUUCAGAAAUUUCAGUGAUGAACAACUCCGAAGUCAAGCCCGAACUCUGAUUACCUUUGCUGGAAUGAUACCCUACCGAACGUCUGGGGACACCAAUGCGAGGCUGGUGCAGAUGGAGGUCCUCAUGAAUUAAGUGCCAUGCUUUGGGGACAUCUGGGUCGGCACACUGUCAGUACAUCAGGCACAUGGGCCCACUAGGGUGGGGUUUCUGGUUUUGUUUCCGUUGUGUUUUGUUUUGGUUUCUGUAUUAUGUAUUUUUGUCAACACCAAUAAAUUUCUUUGAUUUGUAUUUCUUUUCAACAUUCUUUUAUUUUCUUUUUUUUUUCCUUUGAAAUUUUGUUUACAUUUUUAUUUGUGUAAUGGGGAAUGCUGUCACUAGCUCUUGGGCCAGGGAAUGAGAGGCUAUGUAGAUAUUCAUUAUUUGGUUAAAUUGACCUUAAAUAAUUAAAAAUUUACCCAAAAUGAGCCAGGAAACAAAGGCUUUGGGAGUUACUUUUAUUUAGUUACAAUAUUCUAUAUAGCAGAGUCACGAUUCAUUUUCACAUUUUUAUUUGAAUGUGAAAGUCAACCUCAGCCUUAGAAGAUGUAAGAUUUGUGUGUGAAAUAUCAAGCACUCCAUGUCCUCCUCUUCUUGGGUGUGACUUAAGUCCAGAUGGUCCAAGACCAUCCCCCAAAUCAUCAGCUCUGAUUGUAGGAUUCAUCAGUUUGCUGUUCUCUUGUAAUCCCAGUGGAGAUAAAAGCAUAGACCUAGAAAAAGCCUUAAGAAAGAAGGUUGCAGGUGCCCCAACUUGUACUUGAGGAAGGGGUAAACCUUGCCACUGCACUCCUCUGUAACUGCUCCACUGUGAGUUGACUGCUCAGGCUUAUACACAUCCCUCCUAGAAAUAAGUUUAAACCUGUCUUUCCCUUCUCUGGUGGUCAGUUCCUCUGCUCAGACGACCCCCAUCGCUCUUCCCCACUCAUGAAGGCAAUUGGCCAGGCAAGCUCAUGGGUCACAUGCUGAGUCUGCAGUGUACAGAAUCCAGACCACCACAUGGCAUCAGCACUGUGGGUGUUUGCUCCCUGAGCAGUAGUUGUCACCCAUCAUUUGCUCCGUUUCCCCCACCAACAAUCCCAAAGCCCUGAACUAAACCAGAGAGGAUAUUAGGUCGUGUUUGUUCCUUAAUGGGCCAACGAGCCUUGAGACACUGGGCAGCGGUCUGCUCUGCUGGUUUGAUGGAUGGAUCCCUGAGGUAGACUCUUUCCCAGCAGAAUGUUAAGAUCCCCAAAGGGUCCCCAAAGAUGCCUUUGCUUGUAAGGAGAAGUUUCUGUCUUGUCACGGUGUGGUCAUCCCCACCGUCCCCCAGUUGUUAAAAUAAUUGUUACCUUUUCUUUUGGGAAGAAAUAAUCUGUAGAUAAUGGGACCAACUGCUGCUUAUCGGUAGGAUUCCAUGUUCCAGGAAGGAUGCAGCCUGAGGGUCAGUGGAGCUGUGUUCUGCCUUCCUCCUCUAGUCUCAUCUUGUCACCCUAUCUUCAAUUGAGCUUUACUAGAAAGUCUUGAAACGUGAGCCCUUUAGAGGACUUGAUUUAGCAAGUUGUGCCCUGCUUAAAUGUGCUGAUUUAAGCUAAUCAAAUGAUUUAAUAGUGCUUUUUAAAAAAGAGUACUCCUGGCCAGGUGGGAUUGCUCACACCUGUAAUCCUAGCACUUUGGGAGGCCGAGGCAGGUGGAUCACCUGAGGUCAGGAGUUCGAGACCAGCCUGGCCAACAUUAUGAAACCUCAUCUCUACUAAAAAUACAAAAAUUAGCUGAGUGUGGUGGCAGGCACCUGUAAUCCCAGCUUCACAGGAAGCUGAGACAGGAGAUUUGCUUGAACCUGGGAGGCGAAGGUUGCAGUGAGCCGAGAUUAUGCCACUGCACUCCAGCCUAGGCAACAGAGUGAGACUCUGUCUCAAAAAUAAACAUAAGAGUACUCAGUGGACUUUUCAUAAAGUGCAACUUAGUGCUUUGUUUUUCUAAUGCUAGAUUUUACUUGCAGAUAGAAAUAUAACAAUGCCACAAAUGAGAAGGCUCAAGUUGUGAAUGUGUUUGCUCCUGGCUUAUCUCUUCUUCACUAUCCCAUGAGAAUCGUGGAUUUGCCUUUCCUUGCAUCGUGCAGUUCUACUUGUCCCAGAGAGAACUGCACACCAGCCCUGCAUCCGGGGAGAUGAGGUUCUUUGACCUGUAGAUGAGUCCUAAAAUGAGAAGGGAGAGACAAGCAAGCAGCCAGACCUUGAGCUACGCUGCUAGGGGAGCUGUGAGUUGGGAGAAAAGUGGUCACUGGUUGGCAGUUGAGGACUUGCUGAGAGAGUCAUUUGUAGGAGAAAUAAGAUAACUAGGUUCAUACCAGAAGGGCCAGGCCUCGGAUGGAGCAAAUCCCAGUUCUUGUCCUACCAGCUGAUUCUGUGAUUGGGCACAGGCCUCGGAUUGUGCAGAGAUGCGAAACAGGCUGAAUUUGCAAGGCUACAACAUCAGGUUGUCAUGUACCCAUGAUUACAGCUUAUGCCCAGAAGUCAUGACCCUGUGACAGGUUAUUGGCUUAAAAACUCAUAUUCAGUUCACUUUUUCAGAGAACUAACUCUUUCCUUAGAUGUUGGGCCAGGAUUUCACUAUUUACCCAGAGAGACUAAGAGAAAGUGGCACUAGGCGUCUCUUGUCUUCCAGAUGUGAGCUUUCGAUCUUUCUAAUGAAAUCGGGGACACUUGGAGGCUGUCAAGGUUUGUUCCUGUCUCAGAAUGGCUCAUAAUAAACUCACUGAAACCCUCAAAGGAAAGUACUGACUUGAUCUGGAUCCUUUUCAGAGGCCUGGAGAUUUAAUUUCACAGAUUCUCUUCUUUUGGCUUACCAACCACAACAAAAAAAACCCUUGACUCCCCAACUUCAGAGGGAAAACUGAAGCGAAACUGGUGAGCUCUGCCACAACAAAUGCCUUGCCUUUAUCAAUAACUCAUGAGCCGGGUGGACUCCUCAAAGAGCAGGAAGCGCCCGUUUACACUGGGGCCAGGAUGCAGACCCAGCUCCUGUCCUCCACGAACUUAUAGUCUAAUUAGAGCCUCUUAAGGACAAUUUGGCAGCCACUGUUACUCUUCUGAUGCAUAAUUUAAAUCCUAGAAUAGGUAACUUUAAAGCAAAGAACUAUAGACUUUUCUACAGUGUCCAGCAUUUGCUGACCGAAAAAAAACCUGAGGGUGAUUUUUCUCUUUGGAUUUUUACCCUUGCCUGCACCUAGCCAGAACCCUUAAUACUAAAUUUAGCAAUCAUAUGUAGCUCUGCCAACACCCUCCUGCUUUAGACUGGAUCUCUACUAUCCUUUUUCUCUAUUAGGCACCAGAACCUUUGUCUAGUUCAUUAGGUAGUUCACAUCACUUGCCACAUUUCUAGCAUGCCACUCAGGAAGUGACUUUAGGAUACUGAAUGCUGAGUCACAAAAUGAAGCCCUGGGCUGGCGGGUUGCCCCAGGCCUGCCAAAGUCUUGGCAGUCCCCACGCUGACUGGGAACUCUCCCUUAGCCUCAGUCAGCUGGGAGAGGAAUUGAGCCCUGCAUCAGCAAAUAGGGGGAGAGUGUUACAUAUAAAAUUCUUGAUAGAAAUGUGCGUUUUAUAUCAGAAUUGGGCUUUUGUUCCUGCAUCUCAUUAAACAGGAGUUGUCUAGAACUAUGUAAGAAAAUAUCCCCCAUCCUUUAUCCUACGCUGAAUCCAGAAGUCAUCCCAUCUCCCGCCAUCUUCUGACUAUUCCAUAAUAUUGGUAUCCCUCACAGGGCAGGGACAGGAAGGAAAUAAAUCUAUCUUUCUGCCACUUGUUUCCAACUGAAAGGAAAAAAGUUACAAAUUACUAAAGUGUCCUGAAAAGAGAUUUCAAGUGGUCUGUGCUGCUUUUUUGCCUCAUUACACACAUAACUUGUGAUUGGCUAGAGAGGUCACAUGUAUUUAUCAGCCAAGUUUCCAUUUCAGCAGAUCAUUUCAAAACCUCUUUGUGCUGGGCCGUGCUAGGUAGCUGGAAUAUCUGAGGUAAAUCAAGCACUGAUUUGUUCCCAAAGUUGUGCAUAAUGCUUUAAAAGUGGGCUGGGUUUUUUUCCUCUUGGCCCGGAUCACCUAAAUGAAGUACUCGUUGUUCUAAGUUGCUAACCCAGGGAAAGAGGAUAUUUUCCUGUCCUAACCUUGGUUUUUGAAAUAAGCUUCUCCUGUGUGCCCUCCCUGGGGUCUCUGGCCCACAGCGGAUCGCUCAGCAGAUAUGUGAAUGAGCAGAUGCUUUGCUUUGGCCUCCUGUGCCAAGCUCCUCCCCACAUCCUCUCGAACAGCUCCAUGUGCCUAGAUUCAGACUCCGUGAUUCACCAUGGGGGCCCUUAAUAGGCAUUCAGUCUGAAAGAAGGUGGAGGAGAAUAAUGUCUCCCAGGAUGAGAUGAGACUCAGGGCUGUUCCUUCAAAGACAGAAACUUUCAGAGCUGCACAGCAGCAGGGAAACAUUGAGAAGGGGGUGGAAAUUUGAUGUACUGUGAAUAACGAAGGCCAGAUCUUUAAAAAGAAAAAGGGAGGGGGUGCUGGCAGAAACCCAGCUGCACUGGCACACUGUACGCCCGGCUGCCUUUGCCCUUGAGCUUCUAUUUCUUGGGGAUGGGGAGGGCAAAAACGUUUGCCCUGGACACUGGCUUCUGUUUGAGCAGGAAGUGGGGAGCCAGUGAUCCCAGAGGGGACUUCAGUAUCAGAACAUAUGCUUUGGUGGCCUCAGCAGACCUGGCCUAGGCAGGCUUUCAGGCGGCACUCAGGGCUUUAUGGCCUGCAGAUAAGGCCCCUUCAUCUGGGUCAGACUUAGCAAAUAAAAAUAUAGGACACUCAAUUAAGUUUGCAUUUCGGAUAAACAGUGAAGAAGUUCCUAGUGUAAGUAUGUCCCAGUUCUAUGUGGCUUCCCUAUCUGGGCUUGCCUCUGCUGGUACUUGCUGCCCAGAGACCUUCAGGCCUGCCACGGGCUGCCGGGAGCUCUCUAGUGGAACUGGAUUACCCUGAUUUUGUGCAUUGUUUGUGCUUGUGUGGGCAUCGGAAAUGACAGUGAGAUACACAGUUUUGAAGAGCUCAGCAGGCAGCUGAGCGGGAUAAUGUGGGCCCCUGUUGACCUCAGUGUCUGUCAUCUACUGUGUGUUUUUCAACCAGAAAUUUCAAAUACUGUGUAUUUUAGAAAGAAAGGAAAGAGGCAAAGUACAGCCUUUCUCACUUGAUCAGUAACUUGUGUUAGAAACUCAGUGGGGGAGAAUUCUUUGCGUUUUUCAGUUGACUGAUUAUUUUCCUUUUUUUCAUUUUUGCUUUUCUCAAGUCACUCUGUGUGGUGCUUGUGGGAGAAGGGAGAGGGUGGGAGAGCGUUGGUGGAUGUGUUCUGCAUGUUCCUGUCUGUACAGUAACUUGUGCAUUUACUCUGUUUAGGAUGGUUCCUUCACCACCACCCCUGUCUGUAGCCAGUAAAUUUCUGGAAUGUUC